Synchiropus splendidus (mandarinfish) is the source of this 1532-nucleotide messenger RNA. RefSeq names its product junctional adhesion molecule 3B-like. The transcript is spliced from 9 exons. Lineage: Eukaryota; Metazoa; Chordata; Actinopteri; Syngnathiformes; Callionymidae. The record is from RefSeq and is a predicted model, not a curated record. Gene Ontology annotation, biological process: cell adhesion; angiogenesis. The coding region runs from base 111 to 1019 and encodes 302 amino acids. Gene Ontology annotation, molecular function: protein homodimerization activity; protein heterodimerization activity.
CUCUCUCUCCCUCUCUCUCCCCCCUCUGUCUCUCUCCAUCCUCUCCAAAUCUCUUUAGGCUACUUUGCGCAUGUUCGGACAGUCACACUCAACAUUGCUUCGACUCCAAGAUGGCGAGAGCACGUCUGGCUUGUCUCUUGACUCUUCUCUCAACUCACUGCUACUUCAGCGUGUUUGCUGUGGUGCUGACGACGGACAACGACUCGCCAUGGACAGAUGAGUUUGACAAAAUUGAAUUAUCGUGUUUGAUUGACUCCAUCUCGACACCCAAUCCCAGAAUCGAGUGGAAGAAAAUAAAAAAUGGAGGACCCAGUUAUGUCUAUUUUGACAAGAAAAUUUCAGGUGAUCUGGAAAACAGAGCGGUGAUCAGAGAACCCGCCACACUCGUGAUCACCAACGCAACACGGUCCGACACGGCGAAAUACAGAUGCGAAGUGACCGCUGCAGAUGACCAGAAGUCAGUGGAUGAGAUUGUGAUCAACCUGACUGUAAGAGUGAAGCCCGUCACUCCCAAGUGCAGCGUGCCCAAAUCAGUGCCUGUUGGGAAGUCAGCUGAGCUGAGCUGCGUGGAGGAAGAGGGCUUCCCAAAGUCUCAGUACCAGUGGUUUAAGGGCAGAGAGGAGAUCCCGGAUGACCCCAAGACCAGCCCUAAGUUCUUCAACUCAUCAUACACGCUCAACGCAGAAACAGGAACUCUGAAAUUCAUUGCGGUCCGAAAAGAAGACGCUGGCGAGUAUUUCUGUCGAGCCAAGAACCACGCAGGGGCCGCAGAGUGUCCGCAUCAGAUGAUGGAAGUCUACGAUAUAGACAUAGUGGGAAUCGUGUUGGGAGUGCUGGUGGUGGUGGUGGUGCUCUUGUGUAUCACUGUGGGGAUCUGCUGUGCCUACAAGCGAGGCUACUUUGCCAGCCAAAAACAGACUGGCAACAAUUACAAAGUUCCAUCGAAAGGAGACGGAGUGGACUACGUGAGGACGGACGAUGAGGGUGAUUUCCGACACAAGUCGUCGUUUGUGAUCUGAAAAUGAAGGCGCUGUUGACGAAGGCGGGGGGGACAUGCCGAGGCGGAGACGUGACAUGUGGUCCAGGCGCGCCACGUCCUCUGACCACGCAGCCGCCACAGUUCACACUCUGAGCUCUCGGCAUUCCGAAAAUUCCAACUAUUCAAGUUUGCCAAAGGUGACAGGAUUACACAGGACAACAAAAUGUAACAACGACGAGACACUUUUGGGACUGAAGCCACCAUUUCUCACCUACGAGUGAAUUGUCAAUCAUGGAAACGCUGGAUCCGAAAUCCUGGAGGAGGAAAGUUGUCUGCCGUCACACAUUGCUCCCGUUUCACCCCUCUGUCAUUUCAGUAACAUUUCUUUUCUACUGUUGACCUUUUUGUCAGACUAUUUUUGAUGGAAUAUAUUUUAAAAGGCCUAUAGAUAAAGGUUUACUUUUCUAAAUAUUUGUAAAAUACUAACUGACGUGUUUUUUUUUUUGUUUGUUUUUGUCCAAGGAUUUUUUUUUUUUUAAAGUGUUACUUUGAA